UUCAUCAAUUUUUAUAAAUAUAUCUUCAUGUUUUAAAAAUUUUAUAUAUGAAUAUUGUUGUUUUUCUUAAAUAAAUCCGGAUCCGGAUAUCCGCGAGUACCCGACUAUUAUUCCGGAUACCCGUACCCCGGAUACUCGUAAAUACCAAAUCCCGGAUACAAAUCUCAUAGUUAAAUACCCGAGCCUCCCGGAUCCGAAUCCAAAUCUCUCGAUUUUUCCGGGUAUCCGACCCGUGCCCACCCCUAGUGGAUAUAUUAUAUUCAUCAAGUUGCGAAUUUUUAUAAUGCCAUGAUCUCAUCAACAGGUCCAAGAAACAGCUAACUUAAGGACCCACUUGCGUCUGCUACAUAUUUUUGUCUUCACCUAACACAAGAACCCACUUGUGGCUGCACCUUGUUUUAUCUUUUUAUUUGUUUACCUUCUCAUUCUAUAUAAAAUAUUUAGCUUUUGACUUUGUGUUCAAAUUGAUUCAGCUUUCAGACAAACUCCAUACCGAUCCUGUAAGAUUUUACGUCGCUCAUGGAGCUUGACAGUUGAUGAAAGUCGUCACCUUUUGGCCUUUUUUUUUCCUGGAUAUAAGCUUUGACUCUUGCAUGAUCAAGAAGGCAUGAGAGCCUUAUGUCUAUCUCAAGAUUUUGAGUCUUGCCGGUGACUUGUUCAUCGCCAACUCGGGAAAUUCUCCCUCAUGGAUCACUGCAAGACUGGUCCUUUCUCUCCUUUGUACCAAGUUUUGUCCUUCAUCUGUGUCCUAACCUUUGUUCCAUCCCUCAGCUUAGCUCAGGCGGACACAUAUGAGUUCUCGCCUGAUUAUAACUGCUUAACCCGAGGAGGCAACUACACCGCCGACAGCACAUUUGCUACCAAUCUGAACCGCCUUAUCUCGUCUCUCUCUUCGCUUGCUCCAAGCUCCUAUGGUUUCUAUAACAUCUCUAUAGGUGACCCUUCUGAAGAGAGAGCAAAUGCUAUUGCUCUCUGUAGAAGAGAAGUCAGAAGGGACGAUUGCCUCAGCUGUGUUCAGACAGCAGCAAAAGACCUGACAGAGCAGUGUCCGCGGAGAAAAGAAGCCGUCGUUUGGUACACUCACUGUAUGUUUCGUUACUCUAACAGAUCCAUCCUUGGAAGAACAGAGACCAGUCCGACAUUUUCUCUUAUCAGCUCUGAAGAUAUAGCAGGAAACAGAACCGUGUUUGAAAGUCUGCGAGGACAAUUGUUAAAUAGACUGAAAGGUAUGGCGGCCACUGGUGGGCCGAGGAGACAAUAUGCUCAGGGAAACGGUUCGGCUGCACCUGGUUAUCAAAGCUUCUACGGAAGCGCCCAGUGUACUCCGGACUUGUCGGAACAGGACUGCAACGACUGUCUUGAAUUCGGGUUUGGCAGUAUUCCAAGUUGUUGUGAUGGCAGUAUGGGUCUUAGGUGGUUUUGUCCCAGUUGUAAUUUUAGGUUCGAGACAUGGCGGUUCUACGAACUACAGGCCGAUCUGGAGCCUGAUACUCCGGCACCAUCUCCGUCACCAGCUCCAUCAAAUGACACAAGAGUGAAGCCAACUCCAUCAAAUCAGACAAGAGCCGGCAAGGGCAAAGGUGAAUCGAGAAUUGUCGUCGCAAUAGUGAUUCCAUUGGCUUUUGUCGUCGCAUUUGUAGCUUGCCUCUGCAUCUUCUUGAAGAGGAAAAAGAGGAAAUCAGUGUUAGGUAAAUCGCGUUGGUCCGGAACAGAUGCCAAUGACGAGCUCUCGAAAACAGAGUCACUGCUACUUGAAUUUGGAGUUUUAAAGGCCGCAACUAAUAACUUCUCUUCCGAGAAUGAGCUUGGACGUGGAGGAUUUGGUACAGUUUAUAAGGGUGUGCUUCAUGAUGGACAAGAAGUUGCAGUGAAGAGGUUGUCAGAGAUUUCUGGGCAAGGAGACAAUGAAUUCAAGAACGAAGUUUUGUUAGUCGCCAAACUUCAACAUCGAAAUUUGGUUAGGCUUUUGGGUUUCUGCUUGGAAGGACAAGAAAGGAUCCUUGUAUACGAGUUCAUCAAGAAUUCAAGCCUCGACCACUUCAUAUUCGAUCCUGAGAAGCGCCGGUUAUUGGAUUGGGGAGUGCGGUACAAAGUGAUAGAAGGGAUUGCUCGAGGACUUCUUUACCUUCAUGAAGAUUCCCGUUUCCGUAUAAUUCACCGUGACCUUAAGGCAAGCAACAUUCUGUUGGGUGAUGACAUGAAUCCGAAAAUCGCAGACUUUGGAUUGGCCAAACUGUUCGAGACGAACAACCAGCAAGCAACACACAAAUUUACAAACAGAAUUGCUGGAACAUACGGCUAUAUGGCUCCGGAAUAUGCAAUGCGCGGGCAAUUUUCGGUGAAAACAGACGUCUUCAGCUUCGGGGUAUUAGUCCUUGAGAUCAUAACCGGCAAGAGAAACAAUGAUUCUCAAGGAGAGGAAUAUGCAGAAGAUCUCCUUACUUAUGUAUGGAGAAACUGGAGGGAAGACACUGUGCUAAGCAUAAUCGACCCGAGUUUGACAACCGGUUCAAGAAACGAAAUCUUGAGAAGCAUACACAUUGGUCUGCUCUGUGUUCAAGAAAAUGCUGUGAACAGACCCACCAUGGCCACAGUUGCUAUGAUGCUUAGCAGCUUCUCCCUCACGCUCCCGAUGCCCUCCCGGCCCGCUUUCGUCCUCGAAAAUUCCGUCGGGUCGAAUAAUUUCCUGUCUACCUCCGAGUCCACUGCCUCCAGAAGUGAAGUCUUGACGGUUUCCGUGAAUGAUGCUUCGUUUACAGAGUUAUCUCCACGUUAGGAGCUUCUCCAAUAUCUCUGCACCCAUUUUUGUGUAUCUGAUGCAAGAUUUCAUGAGAAUUGGUUCAAGAAAAGUUUUGACUUUUUCCGGUCCACAAAUCUUGAAUGGCAUGAAUUCACUGUUUCCUUC
This is a messenger RNA of Tarenaya hassleriana, 2905 nucleotides long. RefSeq names its product cysteine-rich receptor-like protein kinase 29. The coding region runs from base 686 to 2776 and encodes 696 amino acids. Gene Ontology annotation, molecular function: protein kinase activity; ATP binding. NCBI's taxonomy places the organism in Eukaryota, Viridiplantae, Streptophyta, Magnoliopsida, Brassicales, Cleomaceae. The record is from RefSeq and is a predicted model, not a curated record. The transcript has 7 exons. Gene Ontology annotation, biological process: protein phosphorylation.